UUUGGUUCAAGCCAAAAUGAGUGCGCAAAGCGCUUCGCAUGCCACUCGGGACGAGUGCAUAAUCUCUUGAAUCUCUUGGCCUCGUCAUGUUUUUCGCGUUUCACUGGAUGGGAAAUGCAGCCAAUCCUUGGAGGCUAUGCAUGAAGCGGUCCUCGUCCCGUGGGAGCCCUGAACAGGGACCUUCACAGGAGAGCCACCAGAGCAACCCACAGCCGAGGCAUGAGAUCCUCAGGGACAUCAAGUUGGCAGCAAGCAAAGUCACCGCUGAGGUGCUGGAUGAAAAAGCUCACAUCGACGGUGGAAAACUGAUCGCCUCAUUGGCCAGAGUCUACGGCGACGUGAUGGAUCCAGCCAGCUCGGCGAGGUGCGCGAGUUGCUUUCAUGGUUGUCGCAAGCCCACAAUAAGCAUUGAGGACUACCUGGUGCGCUUGAGAAGCUAUUUCAUGUGCAGCGACUCCUGUUUCCUCCUAGCGCUCAUUUACAUUGCGCGGCUUGUGGAGAUUUGUCCGGACUUUGCAGUGAAUCCCUUCUCGAUUCAUCGGUUGCUGGCAAUCAGCCUGGUGGUCAGCGUCAAGUUUCAUGAAGACGUGGUGUACAGCAAUACCUUCUAUGCCCACAUCUGUGGGCUGCAGCACGAAGAGCUCAACAAGGGUGAGGUGGAGUUCUUGAAAAUGAUCAAAUGGGAUCUUGGCUUCUCUAUCGAGCAGUUCAGCCAGGUGUACAGCGAGGUGCUGCAAAGCGCGGACAAGAUCCUGUAAUUAAGUUCGAAACCGCGCGGUUUCGGAGUUCGUAUGGCGGUGGUAAGCGCUAGUCCGGACCAUGGACUGCUCGCACCGUUCCGUGGAGUCCACAGUUUGUAUGCCUUGGAAACCGGAAAAGCCGAAAAAGCCAGAAAAAGCCGGAAGCCUCCGGACGGCGCGAAG
Molecule: messenger RNA, 923 nt
Organism: Effrenium voratum
Lineage: Eukaryota; Dinophyceae; Suessiales; Symbiodiniaceae
Source: the annotation of a GenBank genome assembly